Molecule: messenger RNA, 3439 nt
Organism: Plectropomus leopardus (leopard coralgrouper)
Lineage: Eukaryota; Metazoa; Chordata; Actinopteri; Perciformes; Serranidae
Gene: cfap69
Product: cilia and flagella associated protein 69
Biological process (GO): response to odorant; positive regulation of flagellated sperm motility; olfactory behavior
Cellular component (GO): non-motile cilium; sperm midpiece
Source: RefSeq, a predicted model, not a curated record
CGCGGCUCGCCGUACUACGCGGUAACUAUGGCAACUGUAGUAACGUUAUAAAGCCGUCAGACUCAGGUUAGAGUUCAAAGGAGCCCAAACGAAGCCGCUGGGUGAUUUCUUUUCGGAGUUUAGUCGCCAAAAAUAACACGACGUAACGUUAAGUUUUCUUUUCAUGUUAGCUCGUUGUUUAAAGUCAACAAAAUCGACGCCAGAAAGUAAAUUUUGUUUUGUUUAUAAUGUUUGUAACUGACUUUUUAACGUCGACGACAUCAACUGGAAGCAAAAACCGUUAGCGAGGCAAAAUUCAAAUUAAACGGAAAUGUUUAAAGUGAGACGUUGAAGCGAGAAGUUUGUCUAAAUUUAAACAUGGAUUCAGGUAAAGUUUUGCACAGAAGAAAACCGGACUUUCCUUUAAUAAGACCGAGAGCAACGGACAAGAACCAGCAUCAGGAGGUCGGUGUUAAAAGUAUUGAACUCAGUAAGGUGAUUCGUCUUCUUGAAGAUCCUUUGACAGCUAACUUAAAGGACAGGCACCUUUUUGUCCUGAAGAAACUCCUGAAGAGAAGCCAGAUUGGUUUUCUUUUGAAGGAGCUGUCAGUCAUUGCCAAAAUACUCAACAUCUGUGCUGAGAAAACAGCGGAUCAUCCUGAAUUUGUGCCCAUUUUGUGUGAGGCGCUGCAAAUUUGUAGGCUUCCCUUCCUCAAGGAGAAAACAUCUGAUGAGCUGAACUACGCUCAGGACGUCAUAGAGUUCCUCUCUCACAUGGGCUGUCUGAUGAGGGUGUCAGAUGCUGAAGUGAGACAGCACAUAGUUGAGACUGUGAAAUCGCUCUACAGCUGUGUGGCUCCUAAAAAGAUGCUUGAUGGGCUCCAGCCCACCUCUCCAGGCUACAGACUUCAGCUGCUUGAGCGCAGUGACCUGGCUCAGACGUUGCUCCUCUCCAUGGCCGCUCUGGAGAACCAGCCUGCCAUCAGGCUGCAGCUCCUGCAGACACUUCAGAUCCUCUCCAGCUCCUCAGAUAUGAACUGUGAGUGGAUUCUGAAAGCAUGUGGAGCAGAGACAAUCUGUCUCCACAUGAACGAGCCCGACCCGACUGGUCAAGUCCUGUUUCGCUCCUCUGAAAUCCUCUGGAACCUGCUGGAGAGAGGCAGCAAGGAGGUCACUGCCCAGCUCAGCAGCAUGGAGUGUGUCAUAUCUCUGAAAGACGCGUUUUGUCACCAGCUGAUGAACGGUGUGCGACUUUCUGACCUCCAGCUCAGAAAUGAUCUGCUUGUGAUCACAAGUCUCAUCGCUGAAAAUCCUAACUCGCUUCUUAUUGAGAGUUUAUUUGCCAGACAGCUCGUAGCUGUCGUCACAUUUCCAGAGUUGAAAAGCCACCACCCUUUGGUCCGCAACCUCAAGCUCUCCUACAAUCAGGAAGAUUUGAAAAUGAAGAAGCUGCUGUUGAAUCUGUUGGUUUUAAUGUCGAAGGACUCGGCUGCUCUGCAGCUGUAUAAAGAGGAAAGAGUUAUGAUUGCUCUACUGAUUCUCGUGAGGCCGCCUGUUGCCUCAUCUGAGCGGCGGUCAGCUUCUCGUCAGUGGUCCCCCGUCCAGCAGGAGGAACUCCAGCUGCAGGCGCUGGCCACCCUGUCCACCAUCGCUCCACUCCUGUUGGACGACUACAUGGCCUGUCAGGGAAACGCGUGUCUGCUGCUGCUGCUGGACUGGUGCAUUGCACAUGAUGCUUUCUUCGGUCAGGGUCUCAGCUCAGAAGGAAGAGGCAGCACGAAGACUCAGAUGCGUCAUUGUAUCCGAGUGCUGAGAUCUGUGACGUCUUUGGGUGAAGAAUCAGUCAACCAGGAUCUUUGUGAUCAAGGAACCAUCAACCAGCUUCUGGGGGUUUUGAUGCAGAUGGAAGCGAGUCCUGAUGAGGACGAUGACGUCACCCUGGAGAUAAAGUCCGAUAUUCAGCUGAUACUUUCAGCGCUGUGUGAGAGCGACAUGCACAGAAAGGAGCUGUUUGGAUCAGAGGGAGUCGAGAUGGCAGUUCACUUCCUGAAGAAAGGCUCCAGCAGUUUCUACAGCGGUCUGGGACACAACAAGCUCGUCCUCUCCACAGUGGACUGCGUGUGGUCCUGUAUUGUGGGCUGCUACACCACAGAAGAUUACUUCUUGGCUAAAGGUGGAGCGUCUCUUCUGUUGGACUUACUCACAUCAAGCCCCAGAUGUGCACACUGUAACGUCCUCGCCACUCUGCUGGAGUUGUGUGACAACCCCAACACUCUGUCUCACAUCCUGAGCUGGAGGGACAUCAGCGGUCAGACAGCUCCCAGGUUCCUGCUGCAGCUGUGGAGAGACGAGGAGGAGGAACUGAAAGUCAUUAGAGACAAACAUGGAGGAAUCACAGACCCUCAGAGGCCGAUCCUCAGUCAUCACCAGCAGGAGGACACCCAGCUGUCAUUUCCUGCCAACAAACCGAGCGCAGCAGUGCUGGAGCUUUCAGAAAAUCUGCGCUCAAAGAUUUACUCCAUCUUCUGCAAACUUGGUUUUCAAGACCUUCCUGGAUUGUCAAGAAAACAUUAUGUGACCUUGAGCAUCGUCAGGAGAUAUCUGGAUUUCAAGGUCGGGGAGGUGUGGGAAGAGAUCAUCAGGGAGCUGAGUUUGGACGGCGUGAGGCCGAUAACCCCCGACGAGGAGGUUCUGAGUACGAUCCAUAAGAUUGCAGAGGACACAGCGAGGAGGGUCGCAGCAGAACAAAACAGCAUCCUGGAACAGCAGGAGAAGGAGGACAUCGCUGAGGAGGAGCUCAUGUACACUGAGAUUAAGUCUCACUGGAAGCAGCGGGAGCUCACAGCCAAGUCAUGGGACAAUUAUGUCGCCAGGACUUCAAACUAUGAGAUCCUGAAGGAAAUAAAAGCACAGAGGGAGAAAUAUACUGAAUCAUCCAAAUCAAAGCAUGAGGAUGCUGCAGUUCAUCCCACACAGCAUUUCAUCGGGCAGGUGAUGUCUAUAGAGAGAACAGGUGUUCCGAGUCCCGCAGGAGUAAAAGUGACGCUGGCCAGAGCUCCCAUCAAGGUUACAGGUCAGGAGGAAGUGGGAACCACAGCACAGGACCCAGAAUACUUCAGCACCGUAUCUUUAAAAGACUGAUUUUAAAUACAAGCCCUCUACACUGUGUUAUGGACUUAAAUCAGCACACAAAACAAAUCAAACGUAGCAGCACAAAGAGAUUUUUAUCAUGAAUAGUUUAUUUAUAGAAGCUUCCAGUUCAUUACCAGAGUCUGUAGAUACUGAAGAGUUUUUAUCUGUGGCAGCAAAUGCAGACAUGAGGUCACUCGAUGUGCACAAUCAGCAUCUUGUAGUCUAGUCCACCUCCAAUAACCCUUGCAGACACACAGUACAUUAACAUGACUAGUCUUUCUUGUCUAACAUAUAUUAUUUCAACAUGUCUGAUGCACAUUUUAACUGU